Molecule: messenger RNA, 6181 nt
Organism: Dipodomys ordii (Ord's kangaroo rat)
Lineage: Eukaryota; Metazoa; Chordata; Mammalia; Rodentia; Heteromyidae
Gene: Fer1l5
Product: fer-1-like family member 5
Exons: 53
Coding region: 1-6156 (2051 amino acids)
Biological process (GO): monocyte activation involved in immune response; T-tubule organization; vesicle fusion
Cellular component (GO): cytoplasmic vesicle; membrane; T-tubule
Molecular function (GO): calcium ion binding; calcium-dependent phospholipid binding
Source: RefSeq, a predicted model, not a curated record
AUGCUUCAACUUGUAGUGGAGUCAGCCCAGAUUGUCCCAUCCAUAAGCCCUACACCCAAACCUUGUGUGAUUGUCUCCUUCAGAGAUGUCAAGAAGAGAACUCAAAUGGCGGAAGGGAAUAACCCCAUUUGGAAUGAGACCCUAAUCUGGCACCUCUGGAAUCGCCCGUUGGAAAAUGACUCCUUUCUACAAGUCAUUCUUCAGGACAUGGGCUCAAUGAAGAAAGAAAGGUUCAUCGGCCUGGCUACAGUACUGCUUAAGCCAUUGAUGAAACAACCAAAUAGGAUCCUUUUUCUGAAGAACCUGGUCCUGCUCAAUCAUUCUAUGGAGCCAACAAACUGUACUCUCAACCUGAAGGUGGCCUAUAUAUCCCCCCAGCAUAUUGAGAAAACAGGUAACAAAGACCCCUUAGGCACGACUGCAAAAAAGGCCACCCAGCAGAAAUGGAUGGUCCCUGGCACCGUCAUGCACAGGGCUCUGUCCUCUAGGCCUCAGCACUUUCAGGUUCGGGUAAAGGUGUUUGAAGCCCGACAGCUCAUGGGCAACAAUAUCAAGCCAGUAGUGAAGGUUACCAUUGCAGGCCACCAGUUCAACACUCGGAUCAAGAUGGGUAACAACCCUUUCUUCAAUGAGAUCUUCUUCCAGAAUUUCUAUGAGGUUCCUGCAAAGGUCUUUGAUGAAAUCAUCUCAAUCCAGGUGUUGAACUCCUCAGCAAAGAGAUACGAAGCAGAGAUUGGGAGAUUUCAAACAGAUAUUGGGUUUAUCUACCAUUCUCCAGGACACACACUUUUAAGGAAAUGGCUGGGCCUCUGCCAGCCAAAUAAGCCUGGCAGUGGUGUACAAGGCUACCUGAAAGUCACCAUCUGUGCCCUCGGUGUGGGAGACCAGGCCCUGGUAGACCAAAAGCUGCCAUAUAUGGCUGCUACAGAAGUGGAGAUCUUCAAGUCAACUGCAGUCCCUAUCAACCUGGCCUACUUACAGUUCUUCAUCUACUGUGCAGAGGACCUUCAUCUCAAGAAAUACCAGUCAGCGAAUCCUGUGCUGGAGGUGGAACUAAUUGGGGAAAAGCUCAGAACACGUACGUGGACAAAAAGUGACAAACCCAUAUGGAACCAGAUCCUGACCUUCCAGAUUCAGCUGCCCUGCCUCUCCAGCUACAUCAAGUUCAGACUCUUAGACUGCUCCAGAAAGGACUGCCAGGAAGAAAUCGGGACUGCCAGCUUGUUCCUCAACCAAAUCUCAUCCACUGGCGAGGAGAUCGAAGGAUUGUACUCUGGUUUCCUGCCCUGCUUUGGCCCCAGCUUUCUGGUCUUCCAUGGGGGUAAAAAGGCUCCCUUCAGGAUCCAGGAAGAAGGCACUUGCAUUCCUGACACUGUUAAAGAUGGUUUGGCUUAUCGAGGCCGAGUCUUCCUGGAGUUAACCACCCAAGUCACGUCCCAUCAAGAUACUACAAUAAAAGAUCUCUCCCAGGAAGUGGUCAGGAUAGAGAAACAGCAGAGCCGCCAAAAGUAUGGGCUGUGCGUUGUCUUCCUCUCCUGUACCACGAUGCCCAACUUUAAGAGUCUGAUCCAAUUCGAGGUCAGCAUGGGCCACUAUGGAAACAAGAUGGACCUGAAUUACAAGCCUCUAGUCUCAACUACACAGUACAGCCCAGUGAUAUAUGAUGGAAACAAAUACCACUAUGUGCCCUGGUACAACACCAAGCCUGUUGUGGCUGUGACCUCCUUCUGGGAGGAUGUCACCUUCCGCAUGAACUACAUCAACUGCCUUCAUGUCACUCGGGACCGCCUGAAGGCCAAUCUGGCCAUCCUGAAAUCCAUACGGAAUCCAAAGGACCCAGCUCUGCUCCGCCAGUGGGAGAAGCUGCGGAAGGAGUUGGUGGAGGACUGCAGGUACCCUCUGCCCAGCAUGAUUGAUCACCCCAAAGCCACCAUCCUAGAUAAGAAUAAGUGGAAGGUCCGUAGCCUCCUCCUGAAGGAACUGGAGCAAAAGGCCAAGGAAGCUAAGCCCAGGAACAUGGUGGCCACUGCGGAGCACUGGCUGUACCGCCUCAAUGCUGUACUUCCCGAGCCUCAGAUGAGCCUUCCAGAUGUGACAAUAUGGCUGAUGGCUAAUGAGCAGCGGGUGGCUUUUGCUCAAGUGCCUGCCCACACCAUCCUGUUCUCACGAGCAGGGCCCUUGUGCUCUGGCAGGUUCUGUGGGAAAAUUCAGAACCUUCUCCUCCAGUACCCAGAGGGUGAAGAACAGCAGAACGUACUCCCGGCCCAUCUCCGGGUCUGUAUGUGGCUGGGCAAUGUCACAGACAGCAAGGACCUGAAGCUGCUCCAUCAGGGGAACUUGGUGGUGUAUGCAGAGACGUAUGAAAAUCAGGCCAAGUAUAAAGACCAGUGGGGACAGAAGGGAUUGGAUCGUUGUCCUGGCUUCUCAGAUGUCAUGGGACACAAGGCCCUCUCCAAGACGAAUUUCAUUGAGCCCACAGGAUGGCAUUGGCAGGGCAACUGGAUAGUAGAGCCUCAGAGGAGACUCCUCCUAGACAUAGACAUCAACAAGAGCCAAGUGCUGGAGGAGGUGUACGAGAACCAGAUCCGUGAUGCCACAGGUACCUGGAUACCUGCAGCCAUCCCGAACACUGACCUGAAUGGACAGCCUGUGAAGGCCCUGGUGGAUAUAGAGUGUCCCCAAGGCUGGCACUUUGAGAAGAGCUGGGCUGUGGAGCACAACCUCGCAGUAGACAAUGAAGGUUGGGAAUACGGAGUGGGCAUCCCACCCUCAGGCCUGCCCCAGGUCUGGAAUUCAGUGGAAAAGACCUACUACACCUGCCGCCGCCGGCGCUGGGUACGACUGCGUUUCCGAAACCAUGAAGAGCAGGGCAAUGAGCAGCAGACCCUUUCCUUCCUGCAGCUGCAGGACUUGGCCAAGGAGGGAGAGGAGGGCUGGGAGUAUGGUACCUUCGGCUCCAAGUUCCACCUGGACCCUCAGCCUCAUAGUCGAUUCCGCCGCCGCUGCUGGCACCGCAGGCUGGCACCCAACAAGGACAGAGACAUUGCUUCCAUAUUCCUCCUAGAAGGAACCUUGGCAAUGGACUUGAGAGAGCGCACGAUGCACGAACAAUACAAGGUGACGGAGUCCCAGAAGCCUAUCCAAGAGGACAGCUAUCUCUCCUCCUUGCCUUUCAUUUACCACACUCUUAACAAGCCCCACUACUACCAGCUCUUUUGCUACAUCUACCAGGCCCGGAACUUGAGGUCCAACCACAUCCUGACUUUCCAGGGGACCUUCAUCCGGGUAAGCUUCUUGAACCACAGCCUCUGCACCCAGACCUUGAAGAGCUCUGUAGCCCCCACAUGGGCCCAGACGAUCAUCUUCCAGCACCUCCUGCUGUAUGAGAAUCCUAAGGAUACUAAAGAGAGCCCCCCACUUGUGGUGCUGGAACUCUGGCAGCAUGACUCCAAGGGAAAGGAAAUCUUAUGUGGAUGGAGUAUGUGGCCCCCAGUGGUCUGGCUGGACAUUGAAGACCGUACACUACCCCCUCUAAGGUGGCACCCUGUUCUAAAAGGGUUUGAGGAGGAAGAGUAUGAGAUCUUAUCCUCCUGUGAGAUGAUCCUUGAGACUGAGAAGCUGAAACAGAAGCAUAUGCCAAUCUUAAGUAUACCUUGGAAGGAUAAGAUCUACACACUGCCCAAGAACAUUCAGCCUACACUGAAGAAGAUGGCCAUUGAGGUCCUGGCUCUGGGCCUUCGGAACAUGAAGGAAGUGCGCUACCCCCAGCUCCUGGUGGAAUUUGGGGAACAGUCUGUGGGAACUAAAGCCAUCCAGGACUUUGAGACCAACCCCAACUUUCCUGAUUCUGUCCUAUUCCUCACAGUGUUCAUGCCUACAGAGGAGACCUAUGCGCUGCCCCUUGUGGUAAAGGUGGUGGACACACAGCAGUAUGGCCAGCAAAUCACAGUGGGUCAAGCCAACGUUGACUUCCUCCAACCCUAUUUCUGUGAUCCCUGGAAUCUGGAUUACAUUCCUCCAAAGCUUCCAGUGCUCUCUCUGAAGAAGAAUCAUCCUUUCUUUGGGAACCUCUAUGGGAAGUUCUGGUUCAAGUCCAGCAAGGCUGAGGAUGAAUAUGAACAUGAGGUGGACUGGUGGAGCAAACUAUUUUGGGCCACAGAAGAUGACCACAAGUCACUGACGUAUAAGCACAAAGACUACCAUACCCUAAAGGUGUAUGACUGUGAGCUGGAAGCUGUGCCAGCCUUCCAAGGCCUGCAGGACUUCUGCCAGACCUUCAGACUCUACCAGGAGCAGCCCAAGGCAGACAGUCCUGUAGUAGGGGAGUUCAAGGGUCUCUUUUGCAUCUACCCCUUUCCUGAGAACCCUGCAGAACCCAAGCCCCCUCGGCAGUUCAUGACUUGGUCUGAGACAGAAGACUUCCCUCAGUUGUGCUUGGUGAGGGUGUAUGUGAUUCGAGGCAUCAAUCUGCAGCCACAGGACUUCAAUGGUCUGUGUGACCCUUAUGUGACCCUGCAACUGGGACAGACGAAGCUUGGCAACCGGGACUCAUACCAGCCCAACACUCUGGACCCCAUCUUUGGCAUGAUGUUUGAACUCACCUGUAACAUUCCUCUUGAGAAGGACCUACAGAUCCAGCUCUAUGACUUUGACCUAUUUUCCCCUGAUGAUAAGAUCGGAACCACAGUCAUUGACCUUGAAAACCGACUCCUGUCUGGCUUCGGAGCCCGAUGUGGGCUUUCCAAAUCCUACUGCCACUCAGGACCCUUUAGAUGGAGGGAUCAGAUGCUCCCAAGUUACCUUCUGGAACGCUAUGCCAAACGGAAAGGGUUGCCCCCACCCAUGUUCGACCCUAAGGAUGACUCUGUUUUUUAUAAUGGGAAGAUAUUCAACUUGAAAAACUUCGAGCCCAAACCUCCUGAUGUUUAUGGCUUGGGACCCAAGAAAGAACGCCUAGCACUGUAUAUCCUGCACACCCAGGGGCUUGUACCUGAGCAUGUGGAGACCCGCACACUAUACAGUGACAGCCAACCAGGCAUCGACCAGGGAAAGGUACAACUCUGGGUGGACAUUUUUCCCAAGAAGCUGGGGCCUCCUGGCCCCCCAGUCAACAUCAGCCCCAGAAAACCUAAACGGUAUGAGCUGCGCUGCAUUAUCUGGCAAACAAACCACGUGGACCUGGUGCAUGAGACUUUAAGUAGAGACAAGAUGAGCGACAUCUACGUCAAAGGGUGGUUAUUUGGGAUAGAGAAGGACAUGCAGAAGACAGAUGUCCACUACCACUCCAUGACUGGGGAAGGCAACUUCAACUGGAGGUUCAUCUUCACCAUGGACUACCUGGCGGCAGAGUGCAUGUGUGUCCAGAGCCAGAAGGAUUAUAUAUGGAGCCUGGACCCCACAUCAAUGAAGUUUCCAGCCCGGCUCAUCAUUCAGAUCUGGGACAAUGACUUCUUCUCCAGUGAUGACUUCAUAGGGGUCCUGGAGCUGGAUUUAUCAGAUAUGCCCUUUCCGGCCCGCACCUCCAAGCAAUGUUCCCUCAGGAUGAUGGAUACUAAUCCCAAGUGGCCCUACCGCCAACACAAGCGCUUCUCCCUCUUUAAGAAGAUGACUGUAACUGGAUGGUGGCCUUGCCAGGUCCAAGAUGGGAACAAAUGGCGCUUGUCGGGUAAAGUGAAGAUGUCUCUGGAGAUCCUGACAGAGAAAGAUGCCUUAAUCAGGCCAGCUGGACGAGGUCAAUCGGAACCCAACCAAUACCCUACUCUUCAUCCUCCCUUACGCAGUGACACCGCUUUCAUGUGGUUGCGGUCACCUAUUAAAAAUGUGUGCCUCGCUUGCUGCAAACGCUACCGCUUCAAAAUCCUAGUGGCCUUCAUCAUAUUGGUUGGAGUGUUUGUACUGUUCAACUUUAUCUACGCAACUCCGAACUAUUUGGCCAUGAGCUUAAUCAAACCUGAACUUCGGAUGUAUCCUCCCAUUAAAAUAAUCAACCUCAUCAAUUCCCAAAACACCAGCAGGGACAGCUUCUCUGACCUCCAACAUCCAAACUUACAGACUACAGGAGAUCAAACAACAACAACACUCCUCCAGGAAGGAGGUAAUUCCAAGAAUUACCAAAGUCUUAUCUUCCCAGACUUCCUAGAACUUGUAGCUCCAUAAGACUAAGUUGUCCAUGUUGGGCUGG